UCUGUUCGGCCACCAAAUACACUGUGCUCCCAUUACAUUUUUUUUUUCUAAAGUGUUUUAUAUUUUGGAUACCACAACAUCAAAUGAAUUUGUUGAAAGAAUAAGUGAGAAUGCUCAAAACGAUCAGAUGAACUGAAUCGAAAUCGUCAAACUGUUGUUCAAGCGCCAAAGAGAAAAAAAAUAAACAGAAAAAUAUCCAAACUGUAACUGUGUUGUGUUCGCUUAAGCUAAGCGUAAAUCAAUUUUUUCAAAAAGUCAACGGAUUAUUUCAUUUGUUAUUAUUACAAUUAUUCUUUAACAUACAUAGCGCGAGAAAAAAAAAACAUUUUUGGUGUGAACAAACCGAUUGAGAAAAGAGAAGAAAAACACAACAACAAUAACAAACUGUGGAUAAAAGUUUAUGUCAUAAAUUGAAUUUUUUCAUAUUUUUCUUUCUUGUGAGUGUGUGUGAAACGUGACGAGAGAUCAAUUGACGAAUAGAGAAAAAUAUCGUCAAAGGAAAAUUCAUUCAACGAAAAAUUAACUUUAUUGGAAACUAAAAAUUAACAAAUGCAAGAGUGGGAACUUUCCCUACCUGUUGUUUGCUGACUGAAAUUUCCCCGGACCGCUCAACCAUUGAUCACAAGCGCAUUGUAUGACGUUCAAUUAAAAUCGAGAGCAUACGCCGAAUUGGAUCAAGAACCCCACAUAUGCGCAAACACAAAAACAUGGAAACAGGUGCAAUCACCGUGUCACACACCAUUGUAUAUGCAAUGCAUAUUCUAUAGAGAAAUCAAUGUAUUCUAAUUAGCAUCUAAUUGGUUGUCUGCAAUCUCGUCGCUCAUCAUAUCGACAGAGUACCAUAAAUUAAAGUUUUUUUAUUUGCUUUUUUAUUUUCGUUGCUUAGAAAUUGCAUGUGCUCGAUUCCAUCGUCGCGAACAACAACAACUAAAUUUGCAUACAUAUAAGAUAAGUUUAGCAAGCGAGUGUGUGACUUUUAGUGUUUCUGCCAACAUCAACAUUGGAUUAUUUUAUUAAUUAAAAAAUUCCAUGUUUCUGUCUAUGCGAUUUUAAAUGCAUACAUGUUGUGUUGAUUCUUCGAUGAACCAGAAACACAUGUUGUUCAAUUUGCAUACAUUUAUUUACACUUUAAUUUUCAAUUGGCGUGAAUCCGAUCGUGCACUCUCAUCAAUACACCUGCAAAAAUUUAAUAACACCAACUGAAGAAGAAGAAGAAGAAGAUAUACAAACAAUAACGCUGAUUCUUUUGGGCCAAUUGUGUUUUAAUUCGAUUACCAACAAACACAAUUGUAUAUUUGAACUCAUAUAUGUAAGCGCGCACAAUUUUAAAAAAGAAGAAGAAGAAGACGCAGAAGCAGAUAAAAACGAUGAUGAAUAGCAUAUGGAAACAAUAGCGUUGGAAACAAUUCAUGGCAUCGUUCACAAAGUAAUCGCUCACCGUGUCCAAAAAUUGCAAUUGUUGAAGCAGGCGCGCACUGGAAAAAUCAAGGCACAGCGAAUUCAAAAUAUAACUUGCAGGUGUUUAAAAGUCGGUUUAAACAUUCAGUACGCUGCAAUAUUCAUGUGCAUAAUAAUAAUAAUGAAGGGGUAAAAUAAACACCGGACAAACUACAAUGUGCCGGAAUCGGUAGUGUAUCUGGUGAAAAAUCAUAACGCUAUAUAUAACAAAACACAACAUUCACGCACAUUCAUUUAAAAAUGACCAACGGAAUUUGCAACUGCGUUAAGUCGAUGUACCAGAAGUUUUAAAGACAAUACCAAAAAAAAACAUCAGUCAGUCAGAGUGAAGAUAAAAAAAGUGUUUUGUUUUUGUUCAAAACAAGAUUAUUUGCGAAAGAAAGGUGUGAGUUAUUCUAUUGUAAGUGUGCGAGCACGUUUGCAAUUGAGAAAGAAAAACGAAGAAGACGAGAUAAAAGAGUGUCGAUAGCGAACGUUACAACGAACCGCCGAAACAAAUAAAUACGAAUGGGAACGUAUUUUUAAUGUGAAAUAAAAGAAAUCGAAACAUACUUAAGACAUCAAACAUAUAUGAGAAGAAAUAACAACAACUGAUUUGUUUUGUGCAUUUAAUUGAACGUUACAAGUAAACCGGCGAUAAACGAUGGAAAAUGAUAAAAUCGCUCAUACGUAUCCAUCAAAUUAAGUCUAUCUCAUUCGCUGUGCAUUUUGCCAUUUAUUGAAAUGUUUCGGAAAACCAUGUAAAGGUGUCUCGUGUGUGAUUAGUGAAUCGUGUACAUUUUUACCGUCAUUUUUUAUCUUUGUUGAAUUAGUUUCGACUUGAAUUCGGUUUAUGGGUACACCCGCCCGCGAUACACAUGUGCAUGAUACACGUACUUUUGAUGAGUUUAUUUUUCCUUUGAAAAGUAAUCAUUUGAAUCGUUGCAAUACAAUAAUUUGUUAUUUAAGUUAUAGUGUUUAGGCGCCGCAAAAACAAAGUAAACGAUAAUAACGGACAGACAAAGAGAAAAGUUGUGUGACUGAUUUGUAUAGCGCGCACAAAUAAAACGUUUGUAAUUACACAAAAAGAAACCACAAUCAAUUACAAUCAUUUACGUUACGGUUAUAGUUCGAUGAGAAUUCAGUGAAAAAAAAAUUAUAAAUAUAAAAUGGUGACCUGUAAUUUUGAUUCGAUCAAGAAAAUGGAGCGACCACGACGAAACACAACCAGCAGUUCAAAUUCAUCGGGCUUUCGAUUGCUCGACGAUCAUUGUGACACGGUGUCGAGUGUCAGUCGAAAUUCCAUUUAUAAACUUAAAAUUGACGCCAUGUUUGACGAUACAAGAUCGGUGGUAAGUCAACGACUUGACGAUAUCAACCCAUCGAUAAGUCAACGACGCCGGUUAUCCUCAGCUGGUAGUAUCCGUGACAGCAGUGGCAUUCGUUGUCCACGCACAAAUAGUAUUCGUAGCAGUAGCAAUCGAGGCUCGUCGACAAACAUUCAUCGCGGUUCAAUUCGUGAAAGUUCCGGAAGAGGAACCAAUUCGAAUCGCUCAUCAGGACGUUUAUAUCGCCACGGGAAUCCAAUAAAUGUAACCCGAACCAUGACAACAACAACGACAACCACAACAGCGGCUAAUAUUAUUGAAUACGGUGUCGAAUGUGUGAAUAACAAAGUUCAAAAGCAAAUCGAACGCAUGUUUACUGAUGUGGCCAAAGAUGAAACCACUUGCAGUUUUGCCGUUCGUUGUUUGGGAUCGAUGCCUUUGCACUCAAAAGUCACUAGUUUAUUUGAGCUUCAAGAACCGUUACGUCAGCUGUAUAUAGCUGGGACUAGCCAUAAUAAUCAAAAUACCGGAUUUUUGGACAUUUGUGAAUCAGGCCUACGAAUUCGAAGUGGUUCCAAUGCAACCGAAUCACAGGUGACUCCAUUUCACAAUAUUGCCGUUUGGUCGGCCGUAAAAUUUGUGCUGAGUCAAUCGGAAGGUGCAGCCGCAUUUCUUCCAUUAAUUACAGAUCCAGAGAAUUUGGAUAAAAAAUCACUUUUUAAACCGCUUAGUCCAUCAGAUCGACGACGAUUAUCAUCUGGUUCGCAUGCGCCGAUUUUUACGGUUGUGAUGCGAUCGAAGCAACCAAACCAACAAUCUAAGCAGUUAGAAUGUCAUGCGUUUGUUUGUCAAACGCCAGAAAAUGCAAUCGUUAUUGCAGCGACUUUGUAUCAGUCGCUAUUGGCCCAUAUGAGCAGUAGUCAAACGGAGAAAAAUCGAAAGCCACGCAAUCAAAAUGGUGUUAGUUGUAUAAGUAUUGCCAGUAGUUCAGGUGCAAAUCGUUACGGCAGUUCACGUGCUUCACGAGCAUCGAUGGCAUCGUCCGGUAUUCGCAGUAAACCACCAACCAUUCCAUUACCACCACCGCCAAUUCCAUCGCCACGUUUGGCUCGAAUGCAAAUCCAAGCAAAUAGUAAACGAAUCGCAGAAAAUUCAAUGAGCAGCGACACCGACAAUAUUGUACGUAAUGCAUUGCUCGAAACCUCAUCAUCAAGCGAUCAACGUAAAAAACGUAGCUAUAAAACAAGACGAGCUCCACCAGUGCCAACACAAAAUGAAUAUAACAAUCGAGCUUCUGACUUGUAUAAAAUAUCAUCGUCAUAUCGAGUGCAACAGAUGAAUACACAAUCACAUCGUCAUCAUUAUCAAACGACCGAUCAACUUGGCGGUGAUAUCAUGACACGUGUUGCUAUUCCACGUUCCGGGAGCUUUUUGAAUACCAGCGGUUUAGCCAGAUACAAAUCGCGAGCAACAAGACGCGCCAAAUGCGGUGGCGGUGGAGGAUCACCACUUGGAUUUAGUGAACUGUUCAAUGAAUUCCGUUUACAGGAAAAUCUUCAUUCGCUCGAUGAUAUUCUGAAUGCCAUAAUAAAUUCAGAGGGAAUGUCAUUUAACGAUUUGAAACCGAUUUAUAAGGAAUUUUUGUUGAAAUUAGCGGUCACUCUGACAAAAGAUGAACUGUAUCAACGUUCAAAAAGCAUAAUGAGACGCCAAAAGAAGAAAUUAUUGCGACGCAACAAAGCCUAUCAAUAUCCACGAAAAACAUUCUUUUUUGGUUCAUAUGGAUUAAAACGUGUCUUUCGAUUCAGUAAGUAUUUUUUUCAGAAGAGAAAAAAGACCACCGCAGCAAGCUUGGAUGGAUUGGCAAAAAAGCGUGUAAUCAAUAGCAGCAGCACAAUUACAAAUAACCAUCAUCAUCAGCACAUCACCGAAAUCCACACGAAACAAAAUUAUAUAAAGAAACAUCGCAGUAAAGCGGUAACCAGUGGAUCAGAAUUGUCAGAAUCACACCAGUUUCAAAAUCGCAACAGUUCCAGUGGAUACGUUUCAUACUCGGAAUGCAGCUAUAAUUCGGACGAAUGCACCUGUUCAUCGGCCGAUCGUUGCUAUUGCAGUUUAGGUCCAGACAAAUUGAAAACAUCGCGUCGCACAAAAGAAAAUAAACGAUCAUCCACUUAUAUUAAAAAUACGGAUACGUUGAUUUCAUGUCAUUCAGAUGAUAAAUGCUAUUGCUCGUUGGAUGAUGGUGAUGGCACAGCUGACGAUGGCCUUUCAACGGCCACUUAUUGUGACACAGAGAGUUGCCACAGCACAACAAAAUGCUACUGUAAACAUCGUGUCCACCGACCAACGACCACAAAUGCAUCAGUUACGAAAAAAAUGAAUCGAACUUGUGUAACAGACAGUUUGGCCUUGGACUAUGAACUCUUUACCAUUGGAAAUGAUCGAAGUCAUCGAUAUGGUAGCUCAAAAUCACGUACUAACAAAAAUUCAAAGAACAUUCGAUCACAAGAAGCUUUGAGUGUCAAGAAAAGUGUUGAGAUGGCAGCAGUUUUCGCUGAUGUGAAGCUCAGUCAAACGACCGAUGUGAGGCGUCUGAACAGCGAUAUCACGUCAUCCGAAGAGGAACGGCUUGCUCGUAACAAUCGCCGAAAUAGCAUCAUUAGCAAUCGAAGUCAACAAAUGAAAAGACCUAAUUCGAUGUUCUCCAAGUCGAAUAACAUCAUUCCGAAUAUCAUCGAAGCCGCUGAACAGAAUCCAAUAUUCAGGAAAAAUACACAGAAAAUCAAUGAAAUGUAUCAAACAAUUACGCCAAAAGUGGUCGGUGCCACUUUGGAAGAUUCUUUGGGUUAUUUGCCAUGAAAACCACUAUCCAUUCCAAAUUGUUGAUUUAUUCUUAAUACAAUCUUUUGGGACACAAUUAACAAUAUUUUUUAUGGGAAAAAUGUUUACAUAAUUGUGCAGAGAAAAUUUUGUAUUUGGAAAGGAAUUAUCUUGGAAUACUUACUAUUCAUUUGAAAUAAAAAAAAAUUAAAUGUAAUGACACUGUUUUGCCAUUGAUGCAACAAUUUAUUAUAGAUAUUUGGAUUAUAUCCUAAUAGA
Molecule: messenger RNA, 5867 nt
Organism: Contarinia nasturtii (swede midge)
Lineage: Eukaryota; Metazoa; Arthropoda; Insecta; Diptera; Cecidomyiidae
Exons: 9
Coding region: 2607-5627 (1006 amino acids)
Source: RefSeq, a predicted model, not a curated record